AUGGCAGAUGCCAAAAUGAUUAUACUAGAAACCAUCUUUUCUGAUGUUGAUCCGUCUAUUAUUGAAUCCACACUGACUGCUCACGAUGGUGACUUGCUAGAGACUCAAGCAUAUUUGGAAAAAUACUUUACUUCAAAUAAAGCUGCUGCUGCUGCACUUGGACCUAGAAAUCAGACAUUCCAAGAGUCGACAAUGGUUGACUCUAUACAGAUAAACACGCUUGCUUCUCAUUUUCCAACCAUUGACCCUAGCGUGCUGAAAUCUGUUUUAGACGUGUUUAAUAACAAUAUGGACGAGGCAUAUACAUAUCUGGAAGAAAAGGGGCAUGCUAUGCAUUAUCGUAAAAUAGCUCAAACUUUGACUGAUCAGCCCGAAUCUGACUUGAAUGUUGAUACUAGUCAGCAGAUUCAAAGCCAUGAUGCUUCCACAAGCAGCACUUCGCUUGAAACUGAGCCAUUACCUCCAUAUACUUCUGUAUCAGACAUUCUGUUAAAAGAAUUAUCUGAAAACCCUUUUUCCGAUCCUGUUUUAGAACCCACUUUUGCUUUGACCACAGCUCAAGAAUCUAGAACUUCAAUUCCACCCCCACUUCCACCAAGAACACGCCAUAUUGAUUCGUCUAUAAAUCAAACGCAGCUUGCUCAACAGAAUAUUCAGCUUGAUUGCAAUAAUAUAGCGAAUGCUCAUGUCCAAUUUUCUGAAUUUUCUAAUCAGCCAGCAUCUGCACAAACACCCGUCUCGCCACCUCGUGGAAUAGCUGCAUUUUCUCCUAGUCAAAUAUCUGGCUGGGAAAACACUGCCUGGUAA
Batrachochytrium dendrobatidis JAM81 is the source of this 807-nucleotide messenger RNA. RefSeq lists its product as uncharacterized. Bases 1 to 807 code for a protein of 268 amino acids. NCBI's taxonomy places the organism in Eukaryota, Fungi, Chytridiomycota, Chytridiomycetes, Rhizophydiales. The transcript is spliced from 2 exons. The record is from RefSeq and is a predicted model, not a curated record.